UCACCUUGUAAUAGGAAGCGGCAGGGGAGCAGCUACGAGCUUAUGUGUAUCGUGCAUGUGUUUUACUUGUCUACUGUUUGUAGAGCAAUGAUGAGACAUUUGUGAACAAUACUUGAGAACAGAAGACAGGACGGAUUAUUGUGACAAGAUGGGAAGAGGUGGGAAGGCAGAAAACGGUACCAGGAAACUUGGUGUUUUCAGUGUCGAGGAAGUAACGAGCCACAACAAGGCGGAUGACAAAUGGUUGAUUAUUAACGGAAAUAUUUACGACAUAACAACAUGGGCCAAGAAACACCCUGGCGGUGCCAAAGUUAUCAGCCAUUACGCCGGUGAAGAUGCGACGGAUGCGUGGGUGGCGUUUCACAAAGACAGGGAGUUUGUACAGAAGUACAUGAAGGCAUUGCAGAUUGGAGUCGUCAAGGAAUACAAACCCAGUCCUGUGAUACAAGAUUUCCGAGAACUACGCGAGACAGUGGAGAAGUCUGGAUGGAUGAAGAUAAACCCAGUGUUUUUCUUGUGCCAGUUUCUCAGCCUGGUGGCAAUGGAGGUAUCAGCAGCAGCAACGAUGUACUACUAUGGCACAGACUGGCUGCCGUACAUGGUUGCUGUGCUGCUAUAUUCCACAUGUCAGGCCCAAGCAGGCUGGACGCAACAUGACUAUGGCCAUCUGUCUGUCUUCAAAAGUAACAAACUCAACCACUGGGCUCAUAAUUUCGUUAUAGGAUUUAUUAAGGGUGCCUCAUCACAUUGGUGGAAUUUCCGCCACAACCAACACCACUGCAAGCCUAACAUCCUGAAGAAGGACCCUGACAUUGAGAUCAACUACCUGUUCCUCUUGGGGGACUAUCUCCCUGUGUCGUGGGGGAGGAAGAAGAAGGGGGUCAUGCCCUACAACUUCCAGCAUAACUACUUCUUUCUGCUGGGACCCCCUCUUCUAUUACCAAUUUAUUUUCACCUGGAAAACUUUUAUUUUGUCUUUAAAAGAAAAGAUUGGUGGGACUUGAUGUGGACCACAUUGUUCUUCAUGAAGCUGUCGUGGGUGUACUCACCCUUGCUGGGACACUGGGGGACCUUCUGGUUCUACAUGCUCGUCAGGAUGGUGGAGAGCCACUGGUUUGUGUGGGUCACACAGAUGAGUCAUCUACCCAACGAGGUGGAGCACGACAAGAAGCUGGACUGGGUGCACCUGCAGCUGGCCACCACAAGCAACGCAGAGCCCAGCACCUUCAACGACUGGUUCACUGGCCAUCUCAACUACCAGAUAGAGCACCACCUAUUUCCCACGAUGCCUCGCCACAACUACGCCAAGGUGAUGCCCCUCGUCAAGUCACUAUGCAAGAAACAUGGUGUCACAUACAGAUGCAAAACACUAUACAGAUCGUUUGCAGACAUAUACUGGUCCCUGAAGAAAUCGGGGCAACUGUGGUAUGAUGCAUAUCAUGAAUGAAGGCCAACAUAAUGUGCCAUAUCAUGCACCAGGCCUCCAUGGACUGCCGGAUUGUCACCUGCCAGCUCUGAGGUGCAGGGUGGAGCCACAUGUCAGAGGACAAGAGGAUCCUUGUAUUUGGAGUGGAUCCAUAACAUAUUCUCUUCUGUGUGCAUUGUUACCAUGGUCCUGCCAUAAAGUACUCAAUGAUAGGAAAACUUGUUUCUGUUAAAGGCCUCUUAUUCAAAUUUCACUAUAAUUUAUCAGUAUUUUAUUUCUAAUCCUUCCAAUCUAGACAUGUCAUGUUUUGGUGAUCAGGGGAGGGGUCAGUAACUGUUAGCGAUAUGUGGUAUUGAUUUCGUAACACUGGUUUCCUAUGUCCCUUCUAAGUUUGUCCUGGGUGUGUAGACAGAGUUGGUGUUGUUAAGGAGGGUUUGAGUGUCAAAUUCUACAAUUCAGUAAUCCAAACAAAGCUGCUAAUGAUUGUCUGGCAGAAACACUGAUGGUGCUGUAACAGUUCUGUGAAGGAAUAGGGUGCAAAUUGAGGAACAGGGUUUAGCACCUCAUCCAGCAAAGUGAUCUUAGCUGUACCACUGUAGUAAGUUUAAGUUGACUUUUUCUCUCCAAAAAAUAAAAUGUGAAUUCUUUUUACAUGUAAAUGAUAUUUCAGUCGAGUUUUUAUUCCAUGAACCAGAAAUAAGUAAUAUGUUAAAAAAAUGCUCCUUUAAUGAAUGUUUGCUGUCUGUAUACAUUAAUUAAUGAAAUACUAUUUUUAAAGCUUGUUGAAAUUUAUAUUACAAUAUUUAAAUCACAACAAACUAAGACAAGUCCCUAUGCCCCCUCCCCUCUUAAUAAGCCCCUUAGAGAAAAUAAACUAAGUGUUUGAAAUUGUAAUGUAAAAACAAAACAAUGUGGACCUAUCUGACCUGCAAUUUUGGGCCAAAACAAUGAAAACCAAAAAGACAAAGUCUGGCCUAGCCAUGAUAUCAUAAGAAUGGUGUAUAAUCUCUGGUCCGUGAUGCUAUUUACACCAAGACAGUUUGGUAGUGUAUAUAUAAUUGUGGGCAUUACUGUGUGAUCAGGAUUGAUGAAUGUGCCAAGCCCUAGCAACAUUGACUGGUGUCCACAUUUUGAAUACAGUUUUGAAAUAUUCUCUGUAUAUUUCUAUUCAUUUGUAAUAUACAAAAACAUGAAUUUAUAGAAUUGAUUCCUUAACUAUAGCCUGACAAAUAAUUUGUCAUUCUAAGACAAGUGGAAGUGAAUAAAUAUUAUUUUCGCUGAUUAUUACCAACACUUCCUGCAAGGAAGCCCCUUUUAAAAACACUGGUUGAUAGUCCUGAGCAAUGGUCAAUGUCCCACAGAGCCGCGUAAUAUCUACAUGUCUGUAGUGUCCAUGGUCAUUCAAAGGGGAGAUUUCCAAAAUUGAAUCUUGUGUGUAUUUUAAUGUGAUUAAAUCUCACUGAAUUUAAAAAAAUAAUUUGGGUAUCAGGGUAGAGAGGAGAGCUCGAGGAUCGUUGGCCUGGGUGAGUUGUCUACCUUAGGGAGCUAGGUUCAUCUGCCUUCUGUUCAUUUCAUGGGAUCUUAUUUGAUUCCUGUCUGGCAGUCAAUAACAAGUCUGUUGUUUCCAAUCUGUCACCGUGUCAGUAAUUGUCAGUAUAUUUUGUUUAGAAAAAUGACUGUUAUCCACAAUAGACUACCUCAAACCUUCGAUUACGCUCAUUCAUUAUAAUGUAUACCUCUGUUGACAGCAUUGUCAGAAACAGGCAGUUGACAUCAUGGACGUGUGUCAGGAAGUGUACUGGUAGAAUUUUCCAUUUGUAACAUACAAGUUAAACACUCAUUCAACAGCUGCUAGACUUGGCCUGGUAGAAGACACACUAGCUACAUCCUCACUACACCUUCUGGUUUGAACUCCUAAGCCCAGAUUAUGAAUCAGAAUUACCUCCUCCUUCAGUGCACAGACAAGCCCUGAUUUCCGUUUAUGUAGUUGUAGGAUACUGGUGCUCAAUGCUACAUGGCCCAUGAGCCCACGAGGGGAGUGUACAUGUGGGCUAGGUGUUACUCAGUACUGAAAUUACAUAUGUAUUUGUUACCAGGUCUGUGUUAAUGUAAUGCACUCAGCUCAAUCUAGAUUUACUAUCUUGUUUUGUUAUGUUUGACAAUUUGCUGUUGACCUUGAUAGACUUUUGUGUGUGCAUCAGCAUUAUCAUGUACGUUCUCCUGUCUCUACGUGACAUUAUUUAUGUUUUGUUGCAACUAGUUGUGUUGAACCAGGCAUGUGGAAGUGGAGGGUGUUACAAGUCGUACUGCUCUUACUCCCAUACGGCUGAUUGUGCAGUCAGUUAAAAUCAUGGUCAGUUAUCAAAUAAUGUAGUUAAACCUUGUAAAGGCCAUAACUUGAUUGAGCAGUGAUGAUGGCCAAUUCCUUGUAGCUCAUGUGUCAUGUUUUAUUCCCACAACAUUUUCUUUAUGAUGAUGUGAGUUUUUAUGUGUGCUCCUGUUAGUGUGUCCUUUGCACAUAGCCCCCGUCUUAGGACAACUAAAGCCAUGUGUCCAGCCACAUAUACACUCAGUCAUAUAAACCCACCCAUCUCAGUGCCCUGUGGACAUGGUGGAGGAGUACAAGAAUGUGCAUUCCAUCAAGUAAAUUCUGUAUUGUUUAUGGCCAUAUUUUUAAGUGUUCCAUCUUGGUCUUACGUUUAUCACUAUCAGAUUUCUGACAAAUAUGUGGUUCAUUUCUGCAUUUUAUAAUGCUUUUUGAAAUGACUACUAUGUCCCUGAUGCAACUCUAUAUAGUCCUUAAGUUGACCCAUUUCAGAUGGAGUGAUGCAGUUUGUAAUUCAACUAGCAAUUUGUAUUUUUAUCAUUUCAUGUUAUGUGAGAAAACCUCAUAUCGGUACUGCUCUGCAUGCUGGGACUACGAGCUGUUGUCUCUGUUACUGCUCUGCAUGCUGGGACUACGCACUGCUGUGUCUGGUACUGCUCUGCAUGCUGGGACUACGAGCUGCCGUGCGGUGUCUGGUACUGCUCUGCAUGCUGGGACUAUGAGCUGCUGUGUCUGUUACUGCUCUGCAUGCUGGAACUACGAGCUGUUGUCUCUUUUACUGCUCUGCAUGCUGGGACUACGCACUGCUGUGUCUGGUACUGCUCUGCAUGCUGAGACUAUGAGCUGCUGUGUCUGGUACUGCUCUGCAUGCUGGAACUACGAGCUGCUGUGUCUGGUACUGCUCUGCAUGCUGGAACUACGAGCUGCUGUGUGGUGUCUGGUAGUGCUCUGCAUGCUGAGACUAUGAGCUGCUGUGUCUGGUACUGCUCUGCAUGCUGGAAUUACGAGCUGCUGUGUCUGGUACUGCUCUGCAUGCUGGAACUACGAGCUGCUGUGUGGUGUCUGGUACUGCUCUGCAUGCUGAGACUGAGCUGCGGUCUCUGGUACUGCUCUGCAUGCUGAGACUACGAGCUGCUGUGUCUGUUACUGCUCUGCAUGCUGGAACUAUGAGCUGCUGUGUGGUGUCUGGUAGUGCUCUGCAUGCUGAGACUGAGCUGCGGUCUCUGGUACUGCUCUGCAUGCUGAGACUACGAGCUGCUGUGUCUGUUACUGCUCUGCAUGCUGGAACUAUGAGCUGCUGUGUGGUGUCUGGUAGUGCUCUGCAUGCUGAGACUAUGACCUGCUGUCUCUGUUACCGCCCUGCAUGCUGGGACAAGAGCUGCCGUGCGGUGUCUGGUACUGCUCUGCAUGCUGGGACUACGAGCUGCUGUGUCUGGUACUGCUGUGCAUGCUAGGACUAUGAGCUGCUGUGUGGUGUCUGGUACUGCUCUGCAUGCUGGGACUACAAACUGCAGUCUCUGUUACUGCUCUGCAUGCUGAGACUAUGAGCUGCUGUCUCUGUUUCUGCCCUGCAUGCUGAGACUACAAACUGCUGUGUGGUGUCUGGUACUGCUCUGCAUGCUGAGACUAUGAGCUGCUGUCUCUGUUACUGCUCUGCAUGCUGGGACUAUGAGCUGCUGUCUCUGUUACUGCUCUGCAUGCUGGGACUACGAGCUGCUGUCUCUGUUACUGCUCUGCAUGCUGGGACUAUGAGCUGCUGUGUGGUGUCUGGUUCUGCUCUGCAUGCUGGGACUACGAGCUGCUGUCUCUGUUACUGCUCUGCAUGCUGGGACUACGAGCUGCUGUCUCUGUUACUGCUCUGCAUGCUGGGACUACGAGCUGCUGUCUCUGUUACUGCUCUGCAUGCUGGGACUACAAACUGCUGUGUGGUGUCUGGUAGUGUUCUGCAUGCUGAGACUAUGAGCUGCUGUCUCUGUUACUGCUCUGCAUGCUAGGACUAUGAGCUGCUGUGUCUGGUACUGCUCUGCAUGCUAGGACUAUGAGCUUCCGUGCGGUGUCUGGUACUGCUCUGCAUGCUGAGACUAUGAGCUGCUGUGUCUGGUACUGCUCUGCAUGCUAGGACUAUGAGCUGCUGUGUGGUGUCUGGUACUGCUCUGCAUGCUGAGACUAUGAGCUGCUGUCUCUGUUACUGCUCUGCAUGCUGGGACUACGAGCUGCUGUGUCUGGUACUGCUCUGCAUGCUGGGACUACAAACUGCUGUCUCUGUUACUGCUCUGCAUGCUGGGACUACAAACUGCUGUGUGGUGUCUGGUACUGCUCUGCAUGCUGAGACUAUGAGCUGCUGUCUCUGUUACUGCUCUGCAUGCUGGGACUACGAGCUGCUGUCUCUGUUACUGCUCUGCAUGCUGGGACUACAAACUGCUGUGUGGUGUCUGGUAGUGCUCUGCAUGCUGAGACUAUGAGCUGCUGUCUCUGUUACUGCUCUGCAUGCUGGGACUACGAGCUGCUGUGUCUGGUACUGCUCUGCAUGCUGGGACUACGAGCUGAGGUCUUUGGUACUGCUCUGCAUGCUGGGACUAUGAGCUGCUGUGUCUGGUUCUGCACUCCAUACUUGGGCUACGAGCUGCUGUGUCUAUUACUGCUCUGCAUACUUGGGCUACGAGCUGCUGUGUCUAUUACUGCUCUGCAUGCUGGAACUAUGAGCUGCUGUGUCUAUUACUGCUCUGCAUGCUGGAACUAUGAGCUGCUGUGUCUAUUACUGCUCUGCAUGCUGGAACUAUGAGCUGCUGUGUAUAUUACUGCUCUGCAUGCUGGGACUACGAGCUGCUGUGUCUGGUACUGCUCUGCAUGCUGGGACUACGAGCUGCUGUGUCUAUUACUGCUCUGCAUGCUGGAACUAUGAGCUGCUGUGUCUGGUACUGCUCUGCAUGCUGGGACUACGAGCUGCUGUGUCUAUUACUGCUCUGCAUGCUGGGACUACGAGCUGCUGUGUCUAUUACUGCUCUGCAUGCUGGGACUAUGAGCUGCUGUGUCUGGUACUGCUCUGCAUGCUGGGACUACGAGCUGCUGUGUCUAUUACUGCUCUGCAUGCUGGGACUAUGAGCUGCUGUGUCUAUUACUGCUCUGCAUGCUGGGACUAUGAGCUGCUGUGUCUAUUACUGCUCUGCAUGCUGGGACUACGAGCUGCUGUGUCUAUUACUGCUCUGCAUGCUGGGACUAUGAGCUGCUGUGUCUAUUACUGCUCUGCAUGCUGGGACUACGAGCUGCUGUGUGGUGGCCAGACACAUGAUAUGUUGAGAUGUCAUUAUGGCAAGUUCCCGGAACGGGUGAAAUGGGUCACAGUGAGUGCUGUUGUGAGCUGCAGGGAAACAUCCUAUUCCCCUUACCCUAGGAAUGAAUUUUGACAUCAUGUUUUUGUAUGCUUGAUUCCUAUGUUCCUUGUUAUAUAGAUAAUGUGGCUGUCACAGUGAGCCUGAAGAAGGUGAAUGGUCAGUAUAUGUCACAUGCUUCUGGAACUGGAGACAGUGUCUUGUUUCCAUGAUUGAAACCAUAUUUGUAUACUUCUAUUUCCUCCAAAUGUUAAUGAAACAACCCAUGUUGUACGUGUCAUCUGAAUCCUGGCUGUGUGUAGUUGUGGCUCGGUGGCACAGAAGAUGCUUCGCUUUUUGACAGCUGUACGUUAUAUAUGUUCUGCCUCAGUUGGCAUGUAUAAUGUUUCAAAUAAAUUUAUACACUAGA
Messenger RNA from Haliotis rufescens (red abalone), 7490 nucleotides. RefSeq names its product fatty acid desaturase 2-like. NCBI's taxonomy places the organism in Eukaryota, Metazoa, Mollusca, Gastropoda, Lepetellida, Haliotidae. The record is from RefSeq and is a predicted model, not a curated record. Gene Ontology annotation, molecular function: oxidoreductase activity, acting on paired donors, with oxidation of a pair of donors resulting in the reduction of molecular oxygen to two molecules of water. Gene Ontology annotation, cellular component: membrane. Gene Ontology annotation, biological process: lipid metabolic process. The transcript is spliced from 10 exons. The coding region runs from base 149 to 1447 and encodes 432 amino acids.